AUGCGUCAGUUUACCGUUAUACUAGUUUGCCUUAGUGCCGCUUUGGGUGUGGCCAGCGCCGCCAAGCUGGGCUACAACUAUGAGGCAGGACUCUCCGGCUCAGACCACUCCGCGGUUCCUGGUAGCGCAACCCGCAACGUUGAGCCCACAAGUCAUGACCUGGACAGCGAGCCGCAGCUGUUUACGCCCAGCGCUGACAUUGCCGAGCCAACAGGCCAAGCCGUCGACUAUGCUGCGCCACAAGCUGAGCUGCAAAAGGAAUUCUUUAGCUACACUGCCGACGAAGAGGACUUCAACGAUCCUGCUGCAGCUGAAAGGGUCGUCGAGUCGCUGAACAAAGCUCUGCGUGUUGUCUUCAUCAAGGGACCCGAGCACAAUGGUCUGGAGAACGCUGCGCUGGCUCUGGCCAAGCAGGCUGCCCAACAGGACACCGCCAUCUAUGUGCUCAACAAGCAAACCGACCUGGGUGAGCUCGCCCAGAAGUUCAACACUGUGCGCAGCAAUGUGAACAACAAGCCCGAGGUGCACUUCGUCAAGUAUCGCACCCAGGAGGAUGCUCAGAAUGCUCAGCGUGCUAUUCAAGGUCAAUACGAUCAACUGGGCGGCACUAGCCAAGCUCAUGAUGGCGGCGUUGCCUCUGCUUUGAACUUUGCUUCAGCUGCGCCUCAAGCUGCUGCCAAUGAUGCCAUUGACCAAACUGAGGAGACUGCGCCAGUCAAUUCCUAUGUGCCUCCAGUUACGCCUGGCAGCAGCUACUUGCCCGCCAAUCUGUUGCGCCUGGUGCGUUACUAG
Messenger RNA from Drosophila busckii, 792 nucleotides. RefSeq lists its product as uncharacterized. NCBI's taxonomy places the organism in Eukaryota, Metazoa, Arthropoda, Insecta, Diptera, Drosophilidae. The record is from RefSeq and is a predicted model, not a curated record. The transcript has a single exon. The coding region runs from base 1 to 792 and encodes 263 amino acids.